This is a messenger RNA of Coregonus clupeaformis (lake whitefish), 5342 nucleotides long. RefSeq names its product adaptor related protein complex 4 subunit epsilon 1 (gene ap4e1). Gene Ontology annotation, cellular component: AP-4 adaptor complex; membrane coat. The coding region runs from base 186 to 3656 and encodes 1156 amino acids. Gene Ontology annotation, biological process: intracellular protein transport; receptor-mediated endocytosis. The record is from RefSeq and is a predicted model, not a curated record. Lineage: Eukaryota; Metazoa; Chordata; Actinopteri; Salmoniformes; Salmonidae. The transcript is spliced from 22 exons. Gene Ontology annotation, molecular function: cargo adaptor activity.
UUCAGAAUCAAAACAAUGGCCGACUGGAGCUAGCUAGUUUUCUUUUAACAUGAAUGCUAUUUUCAACUGUAGAUUUACAGGUAGGCAUUAUUUUAAAGACAAUAUCAGUGUUAUGAGCAAACGAUUCACAAAGUGUACAUUACGAGCAAGAAACUAGCUGUUUGUGGCCUGCUUUGAGCGUCGCCAUGAGUGAUGUUGUCGAGAAGACUCUGUCUGCUCUCCCGAGUCUCCUUUCGCUAGACUCGCAGGCAGGAGCUGGGAAACUUUCCCCCUCCUCCAAAUUAGGGAACCUGAUCAAGGGAAUCACUGAACUGACGUCCAAACAUGAGGAGGAAAAGCUUAUUAAAAAGGAACUGGCUGCUAUCAAGGAGCAGGUAGCAUCUCCCAACACCACCAUGCGUCAGAUGAAGGAAAUAAUGGUGAGAGCUAUCUACUGUGAGAUGCUGGGUUACCAGGCGUCCUUCAGUUACAUCCACGCCAUUAAACUGGCUCAGCAGGGCAGUGUUCUAGAGAAGAGAGUGGGUUACCUUGCUGUGUCCUUGUUCCUUAACGAAACGGAUGAGUUUCUGCUUCUCCUGGUGAACACCGUCUUAAAGGAUCUGCAGAGUACCAACCUGAUCGACGUGUGCAUGGCUCUAACUGUGGUCAGUCAGGUGUUUCCCAGAGACAUGAUACCUGCCAUCCUACCAGUGGUGGAGGAAAAACUCACACAUCCAAAGGAGAUCAUCCGGAGGAAAGCAGUCCUGGCUCUGUACAAGUUCUACCUCAUCGCGCCCAACCAGGUGCAGCACAUCCACAGCAAGUUCCGGAAGGCCCUGUGUGACAAAGACCCGGGAGUCAUGGCAGCCUCUCUACACAUCUACCUGCAGCUCAUCAAGGAGAACCCGGAGAGCUACAAGGAUCUGACCGUGAGCAUGGUGACAAUCCUGGGACAGGUGGUAGGGGGUAAACUCCCCAUGGACUUCAACUACCACAGCAUUCCUGCUCCCUGGCUUCAGAUACAGCUGCUCAGAAUACUGGCCUACUUGGGGAAGGAAGACCAGGGAACUAGUGAGUUGAUGUAUGACGUGCUGGAGGACUCCUUAAGAAGAGCAGAGAUGAACCACAACAUGACUUACGCAAUUCUAUUUGAGUGUGUGAAGACAAUCUUUACGGUUCAUCCAAAGGCACAACUGUUGGAGAAAGCGGCGGAAUGCAUCGGGAACUUUGUCCUAUCACCUAAGAUCAACCUCAAGUAUCUGGGUUUGAAGGCCCUGACGUAUGUGGUGCAGCAGGAUGCUAACCUGGCCCUGCCUCACCAGAUGACCAUCAUAGAGUGUCUGGACCACUCUGACAUCAUCAUUAAGCGUGAGACACUGGAGUUACUCUUCCGCAUCACCAAUGCCCAGAACGUUACAGUGAUUGUCGAGAAGAUGCUUGAGUUCCUCAGGAUGACCAGUGACGACUACAGCACCAUAGACCUAGUGGGGAAAGUAGCAGAACUAGCUGAAAAGUAUGCCCCCGACAAUGGCUGGUUCAUCCAGACUAUGAACUCGGUGUUCUCUCUGGGGGGAGACGUGAUGCAGCCUGACAUCCCUAACAACUUCCUUAGACUACUGGCUGAUGGUGUUGAUAGUGUGGAGGACAGGCGGAUGAGGCUGUUUGCUGUGGACUCCUACGUGUCCUUGCUACAGGGAGAGACGGCCCAGCUGCCCCAACGCUUCCUACAGGUCAUCAGCUGGGUGCUGGGUGAGUAUUCUCACCUGAGAGAGGAGCAGGACUCAGGCACAAUAAUGAGACUGCUGGCCAGACUUCUGGACCAGAGAAACACCUCUACUGAGACCAGGAGCUGGGUACUGGGAGCCAUGACCAAGCUGUGCUCCAACCCAGUGUCUGUGGCCCUGGCCAGGGAUGUGUGUGAGAGGUACUCUGGGUCUCUGAAUACGGUGCUCCGGCAGAGGGCCCAGGAACUGAUGAUCCUUAGCCAGGAUACAGAGCUCCGAGCCAGGGUACUGCCAGCCGAGGGCAGGCUAGAACACCUGGAGGUAGACUCGUCCCUGUCCUUCCUGGAUGGCUAUGUGUCUGAGGCGUUGGCUGCUGGGGCAGCUCCUUACAAAUCCCCUCACCAGAGACAGGAGGACCUGGCCCAGGAGAAAGCUCUGACCCUGGAGCCCUAUGGUCUGUCCCUGCCGGUCAGUCUGUCUUCCUGCAGCGUCACAGACCGACUGACCGACGGACUUUCUCCUACUCUACUCUCCAUGAGCUCAGGCCUGUCUGGGAACAGCACCGAGCUAUCUCACGGAGGAGGCUCUACCACUCUGAAGUUGGACGGGGUGAAGAGGGUGUGGGGGAAGGAGGGUUACCUGGCCCAGCAGCAGAGUGUAGAAGACACCCCAACCCCCCCAGUGCAGCUGCCCAGUCCCCUGCUGUCCCCCCAGAGGCCACCUUCCCAGACACAGACGCCUGAGCCUGACCAGGAGAAACAACAGCUGGCCUCGUCACUCUUCGUUGGCCUGGGGUCCCACAACUCUGUGUGUCUGAUGGGCAGAGCCGAGCCGGCGCCCCAACACUUCAGAAGGAAACCCAGAGGUGGGUCAUCAGGCGCCAGCGAACGCUCCUCUGACUCCUCCCAUUCGUCUCGCAGCGCUGCCGUGGACAACCUGCUACUCAGCAACCUGCUGGACUCUACCACUGUGGCCUCAGAAGGGGGUGCUACCACCACCACACCUCAACAGACCUCCCAGAGAACACUGGACCAUACCACGAGCAACGGUAGCCCCCAUGUAGAGGGGAAGGAGGAGGGAGUAGCAGCAGGAGGAUCUCUCUCUCUGAUCAGGGGCAUGGUGGCUGUUGUACUGCCCACACACACAGAGACAGACCCACAAUCAGAUCUACACCCAGCCCCUCACCCAGCUCCAGCCCUAGAGAGACCCAGGGACCUCCCUCUCACCUCCCACCUGCCAGCAGAGCUCUCUGGGCUGGCCCGCUCUGAGCUCACCCCCCUCUGCUCGGACCAGGACCCCAGCCUGGCUCUGUCAGCCUGUAGAGUGUAUAAAGAGGACGCCUUGGUGGUGCUGGUCUUCAUCGUCAACAACACUAACUCAACACUCCACCAGAUGGCGCUGCAGCUCACCUGCAAAGAACUGGAGAUCUCCUGUAUCUCAGGCAGUCCGUUAAAGGAGGUUAAGGGUCACAGUGUGUCGGUUUGUCUGCACACGGUUGUCAUGAAGAGAGCCUCAGUCCAGGUGGAGCUGGCAGGGCUACUGUCCUACCAGAGACCCUUGGGCCAGCCUCGGGCAGCACAGUUCUCACUGAGCCUCUCCCUGAAACACUUCAUCAGGCCGCUGACUGUGUCCACAGGGGAGUAUGGGAAAAUGUGGUUGUCUUUCUCUCAUGACUUGAAGCAGAACCUUCGACUGGUAACAACAGAACACCAAGAACCUCUGACGGCCACACUGGACGCACUGAAGAGCAAACUACACCUCCACAUUGUCGACAUCAUAGGGUCAGAGGGCAUCGUGGCGUGCCGGCUGCUCCAGGGGGAAGGUCACGGUCAGCCGUGUCUGCUUCACUGUCGUGUCCACGCCGACACUCUGGCCGUGUGGCUGCGCUCCCCUGUCCCUGAGCUGCCGGACUCCCUCCUCUACCACUGUCAGAAAGCCCUGACGGAGACCUGAGCCGGGCCGUGUCUCAUUCCAGAAAGAUGUUCCACUUUUCCUUCUGCCCUCGUUCACCUCACUGGUCAAACAUGGCUUGAUCUGUUUGUUUUUUUUAAAGUAAUAUUGGCAGCGACUAAGGAUGCGUUUAGACAGGCAGCCCAAUUCUGAUAUUUUUUUUUUCUGAUGUGAAAAGAUCUGAUGUGAUUGGUCAAAAAGACCAAUUAGUGGAAAAAAAAUAUCACGCAAAUAUACGCAGCCUGCCUAUUUGGUUUUAUACCUGCCCAGUUGUUUGUCUCAUCGGUAAAGGAGAGUCAACAAGGAGGAAGGGGAGGAAACCACUUCAUGGAAUGAAGUACAGCCCUGAGCUCACUGGCCCACAGCACCACCACUGCAGGGCCAACUGAAGAGGUUCCACAGAAUCUCCUCGUUGAAGCACAGAGACAGAAGGAACCAGUGGAAAGCAGCUGACAUUAUGUGUCCUUGUCUUAUUUUUUUAUUAUUUUUUCCGGCUGUGAUUUCACGUGGUUAAAUUAUUUUUAUUUUUUAUGCUCAUGUAUGAAUUUAUUGUAUUUUUUAAAACUGGAACAACUAAUUGUUCCUAUCGCUUCACUUAGCUCUUUGUAAAAGCGUGAGCUGUAAACCUCAGAAGGAACCAGUGGAAAGCAUGCUGUGUGUAAGACACGUUUAGGAAGUAAACACGUAUUAAAUGGGCAGUUCAGUUGUCUCUCAGUUCUACAUGCUUUGACUUGAAUAAGCAUCUCCAGAGAGCUUCCCGGUCUGUGUGAGAACAAAGCAUAGGGAGGCUAGAAGUCAUGUGAUUCACGGCCAUGUUUCCCAUUUGGUAUUUUAUGUACUUAUUGGUCUCGUUGAAUGUUGGGUAGGUGUAGCUAUGGCACUAGUUGAACUGGUUUUUGAAUAGCACACAGUUAAGCUUCAGUAGUUAAAUGAAUGACAUGAUCAAUAUUCAAAAAGGUAUUAUCAAGGAUGAAAUGUUUCAGUUUAACAGUACAUGUUAUACUGAACUGUCGUCCUGUCGUUGUCCUGCAUGUUACGUUCUCCAGAUGCUGCAUCUAUAGUUAUUAAAUUAUCCACUAACAGUAUGCAUUUGAUUGAUUUGUCUAAUUCACAGGCAAGAGCUGAAACCCUGGAGUCUUCAAUUAUUAUAUUUAUAACAAUGCAGCAUUUCAAACGUAUUUAUAUAUAUAAAUAUUAUAUAUAUUAUAUAAUAUAUAUAUAUAUAUUGUUGUAAAAUAUCUGGUUAUCUUGUAAAAUAUCUGGUUAUCUUGUAACAUACAAGAUAAAGAGCUUUAAGUCAAAAUGUUUUGCUUCAUGUGUUCCCCUCAGAUAUCUUCAUGUGUGCCCCUCAGAUAUCGGUCCUCAAGCAGUUUGUCUAAUGUUAAUCUAUACCACUACACACUUCCUCCUCAAACUCGCUGUGCGCCAUAACCAGGGGGACGAGAGAGGUUUAGCCUUUUUUCGUUUGUAAAAGCUUGUGUGCUAAAAGUGGAGAAUUGAAUGGAACUGAAGAAUUGUAUGUCAUUUGAACGCUAACACAAAGACAACCAACCAAACACCUUAUGUUCUGAUGCCAAGGAGACAUGUUCAUUUGUGCCUUUAGUACAAAGAGACCUGUGCACUUCAGUGCCUGUCUGCAGUUCAGUUCUGCUUACUUCAGUUAAUAAACCUGGCAUUUUAAAGCUUUUA